UGUUUCACAUCGGCACAAUAUUAUCCCACAAUGAAGAUACUGUUGGUUUUCCUUUUCGUCCUUGUUUGCUUCCUGGGAAUGGCCCUCUCCCAGAACCGAAGUGAUCCCGAAUGGAUACAAGCUCAAAAGGAUCGUGAAAGAUGGUGCAGACUUAAUUUGGGACCUGCCUGGGGUGGAAAGUGCCGAAAAUAAUUGAAUUGAAAAUAAUUGAUGUUACCCAGUAACCGAUUUAGGAUCUUCUGAAUCGGUUUCAUGGAGCUAUCCAAUUUGAAUUAAACACUUUAAAUGCA
Messenger RNA from Drosophila eugracilis, 290 nucleotides. Its product is annotated as ductus ejaculatorius peptide 99B. NCBI's taxonomy places the organism in Eukaryota, Metazoa, Arthropoda, Insecta, Diptera, Drosophilidae. The record is from RefSeq and is a predicted model, not a curated record. Gene Ontology annotation, cellular component: extracellular region. Gene Ontology annotation, biological process: regulation of female receptivity, post-mating. The transcript is spliced from 2 exons. Bases 31 to 192 code for a protein of 53 amino acids. Gene Ontology annotation, molecular function: hormone activity.